AUGUCUGCCGAAACCGAUACCCUCAAGCUCUCCUACGCCUACGGCACCUCUCCCCUCACCCCUACCUCUCUCACCGAGCCUCUGAAGACAUACCUCUUUGGCUACCCCAUCGCGCACUCCCUCGCCCCUCUCCUCCACAACACCCUUUUCAGCGCCCUCAACACAAACUGGAACUACUCGCUCGUCGAGUCCACCAACUUCGAUGACUUCCUCCCCAAGCUCAAAGCCGACAACUGCAUCGGCUCCGCCGUCACAAUGCCACACAAAGUCAACUUCAUCUCGCAAGUCGACGACCUCACCGAAGAAGGCCGCAUGAUCGGCGCCAUCAACACAAUCUUCCUCCGCCUCGACGCCGCCGGCAACAAGCGCUACAUCGGCACAAACACCGACUGCAUCGGCAUCCGCGAAGCCUUCCUCCAGAACCACCCCGACGUUCUCUCCCACUCCGUCGGCAAGCCCGCCAUGAUCGUCGGCGGCGGCGGCGCCUGCCGCAGCGCCGUCUACACCUGCUGGAAGUGGCUCGGCGCCUCGCAAAUCUACAUCGUCAACCGCAUCCCCGAGGAAGUCGCGGCCAUCAUCGACGCCUUCCAGGCCGCCGGGUGCCCCGCAAACAUCAUCCACGUCGCGACACUCGCGCAGGCGCAGGCGCUCGAGACGCCCGUGAUCGUGAUCGGCACCGUGCCCGACUUCCCACCGAAGGAGCCCGGCGAGAUCCUUGCGCGCAAGAUCGCCGAGGAGUUUUUGCAGAGGGAUGUGCAGCGCGCGGAGGGCGCCGUAAAGGGGUAUGUCCACGAGAUGUGCUACCACCCGCACCCAGUCACUGCGUUCUAUAAGCUCAGCGAGAGUAACGGCUGGGCGGUCAUUCCGGGGACGGAGGCAAUGAUCCAUCAGGGUAUUGCGCAGCAGGUGUUGUGGGCUGAGAAGAAGCUGGAGGAGUUCCCGGUCGACCAUGCGAAUGCGGUCAUCAGGGAGGCGCUGGAGAAGGCGCGCAAGCACUAG
Morchella importuna is the source of this 999-nucleotide messenger RNA. RefSeq lists its product as uncharacterized. Gene Ontology annotation, biological process: chorismate biosynthetic process; shikimate metabolic process. The coding region runs from base 1 to 999 and encodes 332 amino acids. Lineage: Eukaryota; Fungi; Ascomycota; Pezizomycetes; Pezizales; Morchellaceae. The transcript has a single exon. The record is from RefSeq and is a predicted model, not a curated record. Gene Ontology annotation, molecular function: shikimate 3-dehydrogenase (NADP+) activity.